CUAAUUUCUUUUGUUGGGCAGUGCCUGGCCUGGUGUAGACUCCAUUGCUGCUGUGUUGUGCUGAGCUGUGUGGCGUAUUCUUUGUACAUGUACCUCGACAUGAUGCAAAAAGCGACAUGGUUGUAUACACUAAUCUAUGCCAUAUGGCCUUAUUGCUGUGUCAUUGACCUUAUUGCUGAGUCAUUGGCCAUAAUGGUUUUUUUUUAAAGAUGGACUAGAUCCAUGUGAUCAUCAGGUGAAUUUGCAAAGACAAAAUUAAAGUAGGGUCUAGAUGGAUGUGGACAGAACACAGUAUCCAGAAGUCACCAAGUAUUGCAUGCCAUGUCCGCGAGUGCAAAUGCAAUGAGCUGCUACUGUGUGUGAGGCCUAAUGAGUGAGAGACCAGAGUCCAGAGUAGGGAUAGACGACCAAUCUUCAAAUACUGGCAUGCAUAUUGCUGGGUAUACCAGUACUGCAGUUACAUGUAGUAUAGGAAAACGGGAUUCAGGAGUAAUAUGGCUGCACACUCUCGAGGUGCCUCUUCAGGUUCUCAAGAAGCCCUGCACUCUAUGAUAAGUCAGGUCCAAGGCAAAUUAAAGUCUAGUGAGGCAGUCGUAUCUUCUAACAGAAAAGUAAUAUCAUCACUGCAAGAUGAGAAUGCCUCUUUAAGAGAUGAGAAUGUCUCUUUAAGAAAGGAGAAAAAUUCAUGGAAAGAAAAAUUCUCUUCACUUGCAAAAGAAAUGGGGCAGCUGAAGAUAACUCAUGGAAAGGAGAGGCGUGAUCAAGGGGACUAUGCACUGAACGCAAAAGCCAUGUCUGCAUAUCCAGGAGCACAACCUAGAUUUGGUAACUCUGAGCUAUCACCAGCGUCUUCAUCUCCAGAUAUGACUGCACAUUCUGGUGGAGGUUCUGUCCCUGGCAGGAUCAGGGAGCAUGGACCAUUCUGUGCAGAGAUAUUUGAAGGCAAGUUGUCCAAUGUCUCAGAUGUCAAAAAAUUGUUUCAAGAUCUUGCAUCUACCAUUGGUGAGAAGCUAGCUCAGCUUGGUGAAGUACAGAGCAGAGAAACUGAUCUUAAAUUGCUAAUCGGAAACUGUCAAGUCAUCUUCAGGCAUUUAUUGCAAUUCUUUGUUCUUCUUCAAGGAAUUGUCAUAAAUUCUGGAAAGGAUGAUGGAACCACAGUUCCUGCUUGGCUAGAUGUGGCUCUUGAGAAUGAGAGCAACCGGUCUAUCAGGCAACAAGUGUGCAAAAUGUGGAGACUUCUGCAAUGGAACAUUCAUCACUCUCUAAGCAAUAGCAGAAAACGUUCAGCUAAGUCACAAGUGAAGAUUGAUGAAUGGUUUGACCAACAUAUGGAUAUGCUAAAUGUUCCCGAUGACAUGGAAUCGGCAGUAGCUAAUCUCCUAAAAUCCAUGUCCAGGGACUUUGGCGUAGUGGAGGAACAAGUUGUUGAGGGCCUCUCUAUGUCAAUUCCAAUGGAGCCUGAUGAGGUGUCUUCGGGUGUAUCUAGCAGUGAUUCGUCACUGUCCUCCGCAAUCCCAGCGGAAGACCUCUGGAAAUUCAAAAGCCUCCUUCAGAGCCUUGUGGAGAAAAUUGAUAGUGUCUACCAAAAGCUGGGUAAGUCUGGGGAUCUUGAUGGCUUGGAUGACAUGGAGAGGGAUAUGUACCUUCCUCAGAGAGAGGCUCUUGAGAACUAUGAUCUUGGGCACUUGCUAAGGUUGAUGAGCCAUGUGAUUCAGACUCUUAGUCAGGAGGCGAUAUCAAUAAAUGCUGAGAGGGGCCAUUUUCAAAGAAGUGGGCAGGAUAUCAACAUUGAAGCAAAAGGCGACAGAAUCAGUGAUCCUGCAAUACACACUCAAAGGACACAAGGACAAUUACCAACUGGGUUCAAUUCUGCGGGACCAUUUAGUGGUCUAAAGAGCAGAGAGUCAGCUGGCCAGAUACCAGGCGGCAGGUUUCCUCUUAAUCCCAGUUUCACAACGGUGUCAGGUGGUGCAGUGCCCAAGAUGCCAGUAGCAGUUCGGCCAGGCCAAGGGAGAUUUCAAGGGAUUCGUGGUCCGUUGCCUCCAAGACAGCUUACUGUUAUUCAGAAUAGCAAACCCCAUAGCAGGGCAAAGUCAGAUACAAGUCUUUCGCCUCAGCAAAGGAAAGUCAUAGAUCAGUCCUUGGUUUCCAAGCCUAGCAGUCUUGACAGUGUUUUUAAGCAAAACAGUUCGCCCCUUGAUAUCGGUACUUCACCAUCACCUGGAAUAUACAGGCAUCAAUCCGGAGCGCAUCUAUCAGAUGAUGAUGAUGAUUUUCAAGUUCGUGGACCACCGGAUACACCCCCUGAAGUCAGAUCCUUUGAACUUAUGCAGAUGAGUAAAGACAGCAAUGUAUAUUCUCCAGAAUCAUCUGGUAGAACAGACAAAUCGGGUGCAUUCUCAAAGUAUGCAAUGCAGAGUGCGUCUCAGCCUGGAGACGCUGGUGCUCUCUAUGAUGGCCGUUUUCCUUUGAGUCAAGUCCAGCAGUGUACCGGCGACAACAGUGGUACCAUGCAAGACAUGCUGUUACCAUCUUCUGUCCAGUGGAGUACCGUACAGCUCAAGGAUGGCGGCAUGACUUCUCCUACGCUAGGAGACAUGAGUCGGCCCAACACUGCCCAGCGAAGGUCUCAGCAUGUGAACUCCUUCAGUGCCAUACCCCAAGACAGUUUACUCCUCCCCUAUCCUAGGGAUGUUGAAACGGAUGGUUUGGACACAUUGACCAAUGUUCCAAAUGCACCACCUGAAGGGGUGAGAACAUGUCCUGUUUGCAAAUUGAAGUUUCCAGACUAUGUUCCAGUGCAGGCUGUUCAAAGCCAUAUCAAUCUGCAUUUUGAUGAAGGUCCAGGUAGCUUUGAGGUAGUCAAUGAAAAUUAUAACUCACUAAAUAAAUAGGAAGUUCAGAAAAUAACAAAGACCAAAAGACAACAAAAGGAUCGUUCCGUGAAAUGCGUCCCAUAAAGAUAGUUUUAUCCAUAUACGUUUUGUAUUUCAUUCCUGACUGGAAAAUCUCUUGAUGUGAGUAUGACCAAUGGAAAUUACCAGAAAGUACUUAUAUUUCAUUUUAAUGGUCAUAUGAAGAGAUUCUUCAUUUUUGCGAUAAAUAUGAGGGGAAAAUGAAUAUGUUGUAUGGGGGACACAUUGCGCGGAAUCGCCCCACAAUACUUUUGUUCUUGCAUGGAAAAAUAUAUGUAGUACCAGUAGUCAGCACUUUGGAUUCACCUCAAACUUGUAGGUACUUUUUUAUUACUCAGAAUAACGAAUAUUUUAUGUAUUAUUAAGCUAUAUUUAGUCCUUAGGGUGUGUAAAAGACCGUUUGUCCCCUAGGUCCUCUACACAUAUAUUAAAACAUUAUACUUGUAGAAUAUUGUUACAAAAUUAAAAUCUUUAUUUAGAUUUAAUAUAAAGGCUUUAGGAGGUGAAUUUAAAGGUCCACUUAUAUAUAUCUCAUUAUGGGUUUUAGUUCAGUUUGUCCUCCAUACAUCUGAUAAACAUAUCUUUCUAUCUUGCUCUUUACACAUAUUUCUCCUAAACUAAUUUUAAUUGUCUGUUUAUUAUGGUUUAUAGAUUAAAAUUGGUAAAAAGUAAUACAUUCGUUGUAGUUAUAGUGAUGUAACAUCAGAUUGUUUCAUUUUGGGGGUUUGUGGUUGUAAAUGAGCAAGAGACAUUUAGAAGUCUGUUCUUUGUAAUGACAUUAAAUUUAUUUUAAAAAAUUAAAUUAAAAUAAUAAGGUCUUACACCUGCUUGUACAAUUCAAAAUAUACAUGUAGUUUCUUCAUUCAAAUUUUACUAUUAAAGUCACUCCAUAUACAUCUUUUGAGCCCUAUAGAUGGAUACAAGUUUAUAACCUGGAAGAAAGAGAUAUAUUUAUGUUUACAUGAUUUCUUAAAGUGUACUGAUCACCAGAAAUAUAUUGAUAUGUAUAUACCAGGGGUUCUAAGUCAAUAUAUACAUGUACUAUAGUACAAAUACCGUACGAGCAUGAUGUAUCACUGUUAUAAAGAGAUAUUGCGUAUUUAGAUACACUUUCAAUAAACAUUUAAAUACAUUCUAGCUACAAAAUAAUCUUUAUAAGUUUAUUGGUAUACCUACAUGUACAAGAGAUAAUAAUUCUGCAACCAAAGGCCCAUAAACAGGGUCUCAGAUGACAAGAUUGAGUGGUUAUGCCACUUCUUAUUUACUCAGCUUUCAACACCUACAUCUGUUGUUUCUCGAUUUGCCUCGCAUGUAUGAUAAAGAUCAUUGUUGAAAAAAAAGUAAAAGCUUCCAAAUGUAUAAGUAUAAUAUAUUCAGCGCAAAGAUGUAUUUUUUUGUUUUCUCUCAACAUGUUAAAGGAGCUCUAUAAUCUGUUCAUUAUUUUACCUGCCUCUCUCCAUCUAUCACCCUCAUGCUACUUAUUAUUCUACAUGUACAUUUAUGUGUUCAAAUGUUAUAUUGAUGUUUAAUGAAUAUGAAAAGUAUUUUUUCGAAAAUUGGAUUAAAGUAAAUCAAAAUUACAUGCAAGUACACCCAUGCAACUCUACCAUCUGCUUGAUCCCACACCUUAUUCUGGUAUAAGAGUUCCCAAAUAGACGCAAUUAUCUGGUAUCUGUAAUAGCUAGUACACAAAACAAAAUUAAACUAUAUAAACACACAAUACCCUCCAAGACCUACUUAUUGUUUGUGUUUGAUUGAUUUGAGGGUUUGUUUUAACUGACCGCCAGAAAUGCAUUGGUACGCUUGUAACUAAGCAACCAGGGGACCGAAAACUUUAAAGUGAAAUCGAACCUUAAUAUCGUAUAACUCUUUAAAGAAAGCCGAAAAAUGAGAGAAGCAGACUAGUGAAAGUUUGAAUAAAAUCUGACAAAAGAUAA
Strongylocentrotus purpuratus (purple sea urchin) is the source of this 4852-nucleotide messenger RNA. RefSeq lists its product as uncharacterized. The transcript has 3 exons. NCBI's taxonomy places the organism in Eukaryota, Metazoa, Echinodermata, Echinoidea, Camarodonta, Strongylocentrotidae. The record is from RefSeq and is a predicted model, not a curated record. The coding region runs from base 495 to 2894 and encodes 799 amino acids.